Ceraceosorus bombacis is the source of this 1846-nucleotide messenger RNA. NCBI's taxonomy places the organism in Eukaryota, Fungi, Basidiomycota, Exobasidiomycetes, Ceraceosorales, Ceraceosoraceae. The record is from the annotation of a GenBank genome assembly.
AUGGUUCGACCUGCCGCGCCUUCUACGCGCAAUGCGAUCUGUGAGUAGCUCGACUGGAUCCCGAACGCAUCCAGACGUUAUUUCCAACGGAUCGACGUGCACUCGUCGACCUUAUACGCGCGCAAAUGGGCGACAGCUUGCUUGACUUGUCUGGCUUAAGCUGGCAGUGUGUCGUGUGCCAGCCGCAGGCGCCUAGGAAGGACUCUACUUACACAGCUUUUGUCGAUUUGGCGCGUGUCGCCUGACUUGCCUGCCCACUCCUCCGUUCUUCAGUUAACCUCAUGCGGCAAGCACAUGGGGCGGGCUGCCCGUGCCACGGAUGCUCGAGCAUGCGAGGAGAGACGACUUCAGCUCUGCGAGCAGGAUUGGGCAUGAUCAACACUCACAACACGCUCUCCUCUACUCGGCGGUCCUAUGCCUCUCCCGUUCCUCUGGCUGCUCAAAAGGAGUACGCCUUCGAGCUUGCAGCCAGCAACAUUCGAUUUGGAGAAGGAGUGACGCAAGAGUUGGGCCAGGACUUCAAGAACAUGAAGGCGAGAAAGGUGGGCGUGUUUACGGAUAGCACAGUCAGGCACUUGACCCCUAUGAAGCAAUCCAUCGAAGCGCUGGAGCGUGAAGGUGUCAUGUACGAGAUCUUUGACCGAGUACGCGUGGAGCCCAACGACAAGAGCUGGGCGGACGCCAUCUCUUUUGCUCGUGCCAACGACUUUUCUCACUUUUUGGCAGUGGGCGGGGGAAGCGCAAUGGACACUGCCAAAGUGGCCAACUUGUUCACUUGCUACCCUGAAGCGGAUAUUUUGGAAUUCGUGAAUGCGCCCAUAGGGAGAGGCACGCCGGUGGACAAGGUCUUGAGACCCCUGCUUGCUGUUCCUACCACAGCAGGUACAGGCUCAGAGACGACAGGCACGGCCAUCUUUGAUCACACAGAGACAUCAGCCAAGACGGGUAUCGCCUCGCGUGCCAUGCGACCUCUGCUCGGAAUUGUCGAUCCCUACAACACCGAGACGUGCCCGACAGCAGUUCACGUCAGUGCAGGUCUUGACGUGCUCUUCCACGCCCUCGAGAGCUACACUGCGAUUCCCUACACCGAAAGAGCCAGACCAGCUGGUCCUCUGCAAAGGCCAGCUUACCAGGGCCGGAAUCCCAUCUCGGACGUCUUUUCGCUCUGGGCAUUGAAGCAGACGGUCAAGUACCUCCCUCGCGUGGCCAAAGACCGGACAGAUGUGGAGGCUCGUGGACAGAUGCUUCUAGCUGCAACAUUUGCAGGCAUCGGCUUUGGAAAUGCAGGUGUGCAUCUCUGUCAUGGAAUCUCAUACCCCAUCUCGGGUCUCAACAAGACGCUGGCAAACUACUACCAUCCCGGCUAUGCGUCCGAUCACCCCAUCAUUCCUCACGGUCUUUCCGUCUGCUUGACUGGUCCAGCAGUCUUUGAAUUUACAGCCGCAUCAGCGCCCGAAAGGCACAGAGAAAUUGCGGAAAUCUUUGCUACGGAGGAAGACGCUGGACAGGAUUCGAUUGCUAGGCUGGCCGACGACCAGAUCGGCCAGGUCGUCUACGACCGCAUUGCUCGAUUCCUGACCAAGACUCUCGGUAUGCCUAGAGGUCUUGCUGCUGUCGGAUACAAAUCAGAACAUGGUGAGUCAGCGCUCUGCUGAGCACACAGGCCCAAGUACGUCGCUGACAGCAGCCCACUUGGGCCCCACCAUCGUCAGUUUCUGUCCUCGUCAAAGGGUCCAUUCCUCAGCGUCGUGUUCUCGACUUGGCACCUGGCAUUGGCGACGUGACUGGUGGCUCGGAUGGCCAGGCGCAGCUCACUCAAAUCAUCGAGCGCAGUCUCAGCUACUGA